AUGGCUGAGGCCGUGGUAUCGUUCUUAGUAGAAAGGCUGGCCAACCUGCUAGUCGGAGAAGUGAAAUUGUGGUGUGGUUUAAGCGGCCAGCUCGAGGAUCUGUGCACCGAACUGAAGCGGAUGCAAAGAUUCUUGAGAGAUGCAGAUGCGAGACAAGAUGAAGGCGAAAUGAUUCAAGCCCACUUGGCGAUGAUCAGAGAAGUCGCCUAUGAUGCUGCGGACAUCAUCGACACUUUUGCCUUCAAAAUCGCAUCACAAAAGAACAGCAACCUUCGAAAGUCCCUCAAGAGGCACUCUUGUGUAUUUAAAGAAUUAGUUGAAUUCCACCAGCUUGGAUCUGAAUUGGAGGCUAUUAAGUCCAAAAUCUCUAGCUUUACCCUCAGUUUCCAUCAAUAUGGUAUGAAAUCUAUAGAUGAACAAGAAGUCUCAGAUGGGACAUACAAAAGGCAACCCGAGUUGAGACGAUCGUAUUCUCAUAUCGAGGAGGAUGUCGUUGGGUUUGAAGAAGACAUUAAGAAGUUGGUGGAAGAGUUGGUGGAUGAAAAGAAAACUUGCCCUCUGGUUGCAAUAUGUGGCAUGGGGGGUCUAGGGAAGACCACAAUAGCUAAGAAAGUUUACCAUAAUGUGAAUGUGAGGCAUCAUUUUGAUCGCUUUGCUUGGGUUUAUGUAUCUCGACAAUGCCAAGUGACCAAUGUUUUGAGAGGAAUGUCGUAUAAGCUAAUCUCUUUUUCAGAUGUGGGGAGGGAUCAAAUCUUGAAACUGACAAAUGAAGAGCUGGUGAAGGAAAUUUACCAAAUUAUGCAGAAGAAGAAAUGCUUGGUGAUCCUUGACGCCAUCUGGAGUGUCGAGGCUUGGAACCGCUUAAGUCCCGCCUUCCCGUUAAGGAAUGGACGAAGCAAAAUCUUGAUCACUAGCCGUGUACAAGAAGUGGCAAAAAGAGCAGAUCCAGGAGUACUCAUACAUGAGGCCCGGUCUUUGGAUGAGGAACAAAGUUGGCAGCUGUUCCAGAAGAAAGCAUUUCCACAAAGGGAUGAACCAGAAUUACAUGUUCACACGAAUAUUGUGGAGUUGGGGAAGAAAAUGCUUAGAAGAUGUGCUGGUCUACCAUUGGCUAUUACUGUGCUGGGAGGUCUGCUUGCAAAAAAGCAUUCAUUACACGAGUGGGAAUUGGUAAAUGAAAACCUAAAUUUAUACCUAAGAAGAGGGAAAAGCUAUGAUGAAUUCUCCGAAGUGUCCAAAGUUUUAGCUUUAAGCUACCAGGAACUUCCAUAUCGACUGAAACCAUGCUUCCUAUAUCUGAGCCAUUUUCCGGACGAUUCUGACAUUCCUACGAGGAAAUUGAUCCAGAUGUGGAUGGCAGACGGUAUAGUGUCUGAAGAUGCAAUUACGGAGGAAGUGGAAGAUAUAGCAGAGACCUAUCUGUAUGAGCUCAUAGAUAGGUGCAUGGUUCAAGUGGCAAAAGUUGGUUCUACCGGAAGGGUCAAAGUGUGCCGUCUCCAUGACCUUAUGCGAGAACUAUGCCUGUUAAAUGCAAAGAGAGAGAAUUUUUUUGAGGUCAUUCAUCAACAAAAUGAGAGCAUGUCAGUGGAAUAUACAAGUUCCUCCACGCCUCCUGUGUUGGCAGCAAAUGGUAGAAUCCGAAGGCUCGCACUCAGUGUGGAUCGGAAAGAUUCCAAAUUUGUCCUCCCCUCUCUAACGAGAACGGAAGCAUGUUCCCACCUGUGGAUCCUCUUGUACUCCCAAGUAAGAAGGUUCAUAGUGAAAGAUAGGCAGCUAAAGCAUGUUUUCAACAACUUCAAGUUGCUUAGAGUCUUGGACCUUCAAGGCAUGGAAAGUCCUGUACCAUUAAAGUUACCCAAAGACAUAGAAAACUUGAUUCACUUGAGAUUUUUAAGUUUCCGAAAUGUUAGUGUCGUAACACUGGAAUUACCAUCAUCCAUAGGAAACUUGAAGUUUCUGCAGACCCUAGAUUUGAGCAAGAACUCACUUGCAGUAGUACCAAAUGUGAUCUGGAAGAUUGAAGGUCUGAGAAACUUAUAUUUACCUCGGUGUUGUUAUAAUUUCACUAAUAAGAUGCAAUUGGGGAAUCUGAGAAACCUGCAGAUAUUGGUGAACUUUCCAGCAGAGAUGAGCCCGGUGAUGGACCUCCUCAAGUUAACCAAUCUUAGAAAGCUGGAACUGAGUGACCCUAGAUGCUUCGACGAGGUGGGUAAAAGCUUCAAGACAUCAGGCACAACAUUAAGCCGUCUCCAAUCCUUGUCAUUGAAGAAUACUCAUCAGGGAUUCACCAAAGAGAUCAGCUUAACGGAACUCCUGUUGGGUUGUCCUCACAUUCACAAGUUGCAUGUGGAGUGUAAGCUAAUGAACUUACCGACACCGAACCAAUUCCCUCCAAGUAUCUCCAAACUAAGCUUGGAAGAUUCUGAACUUGAGGAAGAUCCAAUGCCCAUCUUAGGGAAGCUGCCAAAUUUGAAUAUUCUUUGCCUAAUAAGGCGUGCCUACCUAGGUAACGAAAUGGUUUGCAGUGGAAGAGGUUUUCCCCAACUCAAGUCUCUUGUCCUAAAUCAUCUGGACAACCUAAAGGAGUGGAAGAUGGAUAUAGGAGCAAUGCCUUGUCUCUCCCGACUAGAAAUCUCCGAUUGCGACAAGCUAAUGUUUCUCCCACGGGAACUAGAGUUUGCUACUUGCCUUCAACAACUAGAAAUAAAGUACAUGCCUUUCCAGUUCAAGAAGAAGUUCGACAGAGGAGGAGAAGAGUUCCAUAUAAUUCAACAUGUAUGCCAGGUUGUGCUGUGA
Molecule: messenger RNA, 2796 nt
Organism: Syzygium oleosum
Lineage: Eukaryota; Viridiplantae; Streptophyta; Magnoliopsida; Myrtales; Myrtaceae
Product: putative disease resistance protein At1g50180
Exons: 2
Coding region: 1-2796 (931 amino acids)
Biological process (GO): defense response to other organism
Molecular function (GO): ADP binding
Source: RefSeq, a predicted model, not a curated record